Porites evermanni is the source of this 1942-nucleotide messenger RNA. NCBI's taxonomy places the organism in Eukaryota, Metazoa, Cnidaria, Anthozoa, Scleractinia, Poritidae. The record is from the annotation of a GenBank genome assembly.
AGAUGUAGCCGGGACUGUACUACAGCCAGGAACAAUGUCAACACAUACAGUUAAGGCACAUGCAAAAAAAAGAAAAGUAGCUGCAGGUAUUUACAUCUCUACUUAUUAUUAUUAUUAUUAUUAUUUUUUCUAUUUGCAGUGAUGUUUUUUUGGAAUGAUGGCCGGUAUACAAAAAAAUAAAAUAAAAUAAAAAUUCACGAUCUAAUAUACAUCACUUCUCAAUACAUAAAAAAAAAAAACUUCAUUGUGCCUCCAUGUUGGACUACUGUAGUUAGUGACAGGGGUUAAGUGUGCUAUUCCAAUAAUUAUGGAUUGUCUGUUGCCUCGACAUUUUAGUGGAAACCCAGGAAACCGUGUUAUUGGUUUGCAACCAACACUUGUUGACCAUAACUGACAUUAUGAAGUAUCAGUGCAAUGCCAGUAUGCAAGGCUGAAUUCACUUCUAAAUAUUAUGAUGUUUGAUACAUUGCAUUGAACCAUGGUACAUGGUACAAUAAUCAAGUUGUGUCAUUUGAUGUGAUCCAUCAUUUACUUUAUGAUUCCUUUUUAUUUUUAUGUAUAGAAGAUGGUACUGAUUACAAGUUCUGUUUUUGCAAAAUGGUAAGUCCUACCAGAGUAGUCUUAAGUUAAUAUGUAGACAUUUCUUGAUUGAAAAAACUAUGACUUAAGGCCAAGGUGUCAAUCCCAUGAGCAGUCUUUUCCAUGCCCUGUCAUCUCGGUGCACCAAUAGGAAUAUAAACCUGUCAUAUAGCUCGUAACACUCUUUUUAUUGUAUAACAGGAUAAUUUUAUUUUCCAACAGGAGAAAUCAAAACCUGAGGAAGACAACAUGAUUGUAUGCGAGAACAGAAAACGACAAAAAAAAACCAAGGUAAUUACUUAAAGUAGAUUUUCCACAAACAUUUAGGUGCAGAUUUUUUGUUCAAAAAGUAUCAUUUUAAGUUGAAAUAAGCAUAAGCAAUUUUAAGAACUAGCUCAUUAGUUGAUGAAUAACAAACCAAGACGGAAUCCACGAGGAAAGUGGGUAUAAUUUCAAUUUUAAUUUUAAUUUAACGCAUAUUGCAUUCUUUUUACAUUUUUUAAGAAAAUUUUUUCUGGGAGCCCUAGAAAGUGAAUGUUAACUUUCAAAAACUUACAUCUUACAUAUGAAAAUUCCAUAAAAUGUUUUCACAAAUCUUGUGAAAUUUAAAAUUUCUUUGGUGUUAUUACAGAUAACUAAUUAAAUCUUUAACCCUUGAAAAAUUUUAAAUUUUAAUCUGCAUUACCUCAACAACAUGUAAUUAAUGUGAUGCAAAAAGAUUAUUGACAAGUUCUAAUACACGCUUAAUAUGAUAUAUUUUCAGUGUCCAGGAAAUCGCUAUUAUCACUUGCAAUGCCUUAACCUGGAAGAAGUGCCAGAAGAAAAUCCAUGGUUAGUUUGCAACUAGUCAAGUGUAAUUGACUCUAGGCUAGGAAGGUCAAUAUUAAAUAUAAUUUUUAAGAGAAAAUUAAGCUAACGGUUUUUUGAGUUGGGUAAGCAAAGGUCCUAAAAUUAGGACAAUCAGUAGUAUCUAUUAAUUGACGGAAAACAAUUUAGUAUAUUACUGUAAAGAAAAUAGCAGACGGACACUCCUUUUUUUUCGUCAAAACUACUUGUAAAGAAUUGGCCAAUUCCAACCAUGUUAAAUAAAAGCACAUACAUAAUCAUUUUUACAUGAAAAUAUGUUGGUGUGAUAAAAAUAGUUAUGAGUGAAAGUAAAGAAAAUUUCAUGUGUUUUACAGCAUCUCUUGCCACUCAAAUUCGUCUACCCUCUAAGCCAACCCUUGAACAUGCCAUCUUGGCUCUGAGAGAAAGGGGAACAGUUUGCCUCUAAAACAAAUUAAAUAAUCUCUUGCCUUGUACUUUUCAGGUUCUGCCCUCUCUGCAAGGAAAGACUGCAAACUUAGCUAACGGCAAUGUUUAG